Molecule: messenger RNA, 3330 nt
Organism: Sciurus carolinensis (gray squirrel)
Lineage: Eukaryota; Metazoa; Chordata; Mammalia; Rodentia; Sciuridae
Gene: Casr
Product: calcium sensing receptor
Exons: 7
Coding region: 1-3282 (1093 amino acids)
Biological process (GO): G protein-coupled receptor signaling pathway; intracellular calcium ion homeostasis; regulation of calcium ion transport
Cellular component (GO): membrane
Molecular function (GO): calcium ion binding; G protein-coupled receptor activity
Source: RefSeq, a predicted model, not a curated record
AUGGCUCCAUAUAGCUACUGUUUGGUCCUCUUGACACUUUCCUGGUACUCCUCUGCCUAUGGGCCCGACCAGCGAGCCCAGAAGAAAGGGGACAUUAUCCUUGGGGGACUCUUCCCUAUUCAUUUUGGAGUAGCAGCCAAAGAUCAAGAUCUGAAAUCAAGGCCAGAAUCAGUGGAAUGUAUCAGGUACAAUUUCCGUGGGUUUCGCUGGUUACAAGCUAUGAUAUUUGCCAUAGAGGAGAUCAACAGCAGCCCUGCCCUUCUUCCCAACAUGACGCUGGGUUACAGGAUAUUUGACACUUGCAACACCGUUUCUAAGGCGUUGGAGGCCACCCUGAGUUUUGUUGCCCAGAACAAAAUCGAUUCUUUGAACCUUGAUGAGUUCUGCAACUGCUCCGAGCACAUCCCUUCAACUAUUGCUGUGGUGGGAGCAACUGGCUCAGGCGUCUCCACGGCGGUGGCCAAUCUGCUGGGGCUCUUCUACAUUCCCCAGGUCAGCUAUGCCUCCUCCAGCAGACUCCUUAGCAAUAAGAAUCAGUUCAAGUCCUUCCUCCGCACCAUCCCCAACGAUGAACACCAGGCCACAGCUAUGGCAGACAUCAUCGAGUAUUUCCGCUGGAACUGGGUGGGCACGAUUGCAGCCGAUGAUGACUAUGGCCGCCCAGGGAUUGAGAAGUUCCGAGAAGAAGCCGAGGAGAGGGACAUCUGCAUCGACUUCAGCGAGCUCAUCUCCCAGUACUCUGAUGAAGAAGAGAUCCAGCAGGUGGUGGAAGUGAUCCAGAACUCCACAGCCAAGGUCAUCGUCGUCUUCUCCAGCGGCCCAGACCUAGAGCCCCUCAUCAAGGAGAUCGUCCGGCGCAACAUCACAGGCAGGAUCUGGCUGGCCAGCGAGGCCUGGGCCAGCUCCUCCUUGAUUGCCAUGCCUGAGUACUUCCACGUAGUGGGAGGCACCAUUGGAUUCGCUCUGAAGGCUGGGCAGAUCCCAGGGUUCCGGGAAUUCCUGCAGAAAGUUCACCCCAGGAAGUCGGUCCACAAUGGUUUUGCCAAGGAGUUUUGGGAAGAAACAUUUAACUGCCACCUCCAAGAAGGUGCUAAAGGACCUUUACCCAUGGACACCUUCCUGAGAGGUCACGAGGAAGGUGGCAGCAGGCUAAGCAACAGCUCCACUGCUUUCCGGCCCCUCUGCACAGGGGACGAGAACAUCAGCAGUGUGGAGACCCCUUACAUGGAUUACACACAUCUUCGAAUAUCCUACAACGUGUACUUAGCCGUCUACUCCAUUGCUCAUGCUCUGCAAGAUAUAUACACCUGCUUACCUGGGAGGGGGCUCUUCACCAAUGGUUCCUGUGCAGACAUCAAGAAGGUUGAGGCUUGGCAGGUCCUGAAGCACCUACGGCAUCUAAACUUUACCAACAACAUGGGGGAACAGGUGACUUUCGACGAGUGUGGUGACCUGGUGGGGAACUAUUCCAUCAUCAACUGGCACUUGUCCCCAGAGGAUGGCUCCAUCGUGUUUAAGGAAGUCGGGUAUUACAAUGUCUAUGCCAAGAAGGGAGAAAGACUCUUCAUCAACGAGGAGAAGAUUCUGUGGAGUGGUUUCUCCAGGGAGCCUCUGUGUUUUGUGCUCUCUGCCCUCCAGGUGCCUUUCUCCAACUGCAGCAGAGAGUGCCUGGCAGGGACCAGGAAAGGGAUCAUUGAGGGGGAGCCCACCUGCUGCUUUCAGUGUGUGGAGUGUGCAGACGGGGAGUACAGCGAUGAGACAGAUGCCAGUGCCUGCAUCAAGUGCCCGGAUGACUUCUGGUCCAAUGAGAACCACACUUCCUGCAUCGCCAAGGAAAUUGAGUUCCUGUCGUGGACCGAGCCCUUUGGGAUCGCGCUCACCCUCUUUGCAGUGCUGGGCAUUUUCCUGACAGCCUUCGUGCUGGGUGUCUUCAUCAAGUUCCGCAACACGCCCAUCGUGAAGGCCACCAACCGAGAGCUCUCCUACCUCCUGCUCUUCUCCCUGCUCUGCUGCUUCUCCAGCUCCCUGUUCUUCAUCGGAGAGCCCCAGGACUGGACAUGCCGCCUGCGCCAGCCGGCCUUUGGCAUCAGCUUCGUGCUCUGCAUCUCGUGCAUCCUGGUGAAAACCAACCGCGUCCUCCUGGUGUUUGAAGCCAAGAUCCCCACCAGCUUCCACCGCAAGUGGUGGGGGCUCAACCUGCAGUUCCUGCUGGUUUUCCUCUGCACCUUCAUGCAGAUUGUCAUCUGUGUGAUCUGGCUCUACACGGCGCCCCCCUCCAGCUACCGCAACCACGAGCUGGAGGAUGAGAUCAUCUUCAUCACGUGCCACGAGGGCUCGCUCAUGGCCCUGGGCUUCCUGAUUGGCUAUACCUGUCUCCUGGCUGCCAUCUGCUUCUUCUUUGCAUUCAAGUCCCGGAAGCUGCCGGAGAACUUCAACGAAGCCAAGUUCAUUACCUUCAGCAUGCUCAUCUUCUUCAUCGUCUGGAUCUCCUUCAUUCCAGCCUAUGCCAGCACCUAUGGCAAGUUUGUCUCUGCCGUGGAGGUGAUCGCCAUCCUAGCAGCCAGCUUCGGCUUGCUGGCCUGCAUCUUCUUCAACAAGGUCUACAUCAUCCUCUUCAAGCCCUCCCGGAACACGAUCGAGGAGGUGCGCUGCAGCACCGCUGCUCACGCUUUCAAGGUGGCGGCCCGGGCCACGUUGCGACGCAGCAAUGUCUCCCGAAAGCGGUCCAGCAGCCUCGGGGGCUCCACGGGAUCUCUCCCCUCCUCCUCCAUCAGCAGCAAGAGCAACAGCGAAGACCCCUUCCCUCAGCCCGAGAGGCAGAAGCAGCAGCAGCCGCUGGCGCUGACCCAGCAAGAGCAGCAGCAGCAGCAGCAGCAGCAGCCCUUGACCCUGCAGCCACAGCAGCAGCCAUCGCAGCAGCAGCCCAGAUGCAAGCAGAAGGUCAUCUUCGGCAGUGGCACAGUCACCUUCUCCCUGAGCUUUGAUGAGCCUCAGAAGAACGCCAUGGCUCACAGGAACUCCACCCAUCAGAACUCCCUGGAGGCCCAGAGAAGCAGCGAUGCCCCGGCCAGACACCAGGCAUUGCUCCCGCUGCAGUGUGGAGAGAUGGACUCAGACCUGACCGUGCAGGAAACAGGCCUGCAAGGGCCCAUGGCAGGGGCCCACCCGCCAGAGAUGGAGGACCCGGAGGAGAUGUCCCCAGCACUUGUUGUGUCCAGUUCACGGAGCUUCGUCAUCAGUGGGGGAGGCAGCACCGUCACAGAGAACAUACUGCAUUCCUAAAACAGAAGAGGGCCUGGCCCGGAAGAGUGGAGAGAGGUGUCUUGGAAC